ACCCUGUAAGCUUCACCAAGUCCAACAAAUCGAGAAGCAAUCGGUUUUCUGUUGCUUUUAUUCCUUGUUCUUUUUGUGAGUUCGAACCAAUUCCCUGCUCCCUCUCAGUUCCGAUAUGCGCACAUAGAGAGCAUUGUAAAUUUACAGCCGCGUCGCAGCAACCGGCCGUCAAACGGAUACCGUCCCGAGCCCACAACGCAUCCUUUCUUGCGCAGACUAGAGUAGCUUCCCGAUCGCAAACAUCAUACGAAUGGUCUGGGCGCGAUGAUGCAUACAAGAUGGGGAGACAGGGGAAAUGAGAGUGAGAGGAGUCAGCACGGCGUUUGUUGUUCUUGGAAGCCUUAGCUCAGGGUCAACAGCCUUUCCCUACCAUCAUUGUAAAUACACGCUCGCGACUUCGCCUUCUGUCUUAUGCCCCUCGAACGUUCUUCACCAAGUUAAAGUCAUUAGUCAGUUACAAUGGAAAGCGUUUCCAAUGUCCCCGAGAAUUCGUCGCGACCGGAGAACAUACCUGCAUCGUCCCGACCAAUAUAUCAACCGUCGAAUAGUCAAGCUGGUAGUAGCUCUAGAGAAAGCGAAAGCGAUAGAUUGAUUAAUCAGCUCGCUGCGACACUUGGAUAUUCCCCAGUUAAUGAAAGACGCUCUCGCUCGGGUUCUGCGCCGGAACGGCACCAGAGUUCUGGCUCUCGUGAGCAUUCCCUUAUGCCUAGUGCGCGGAGGGGCGCGACGCCAUCACCCCCGCCAGCCCAGUGUGACAAUCAAGCUUGGCGGCUCGUUGGCGGUCAGCCUGCGACUGGUCGUCUCCUCAUCCAUGCUGCGACCAGGGAGAUCGAACGUCGACGAGAGCUGCAGCCAAACCCGACGUAUAUAUCGGGAGAAUGGUUCCCGGUUGAGAAGCUCCUAGGGUGGAAGAUGUACGAUGGGGACUGUGGUGAUCAGAGUGAGAUGGGCGGAUGGUAGCCCUGAUACCUGGGAGCCUGAGGAGAUCAUACACCCUAGACGAGGUCACCGAUAUUGCACUGGCUCAAUGGGUUGAAUUUGUUACAGGUCUCAAUAUUCUCGGUUGAGAGGCUGGAAACUACAGAA
This is a messenger RNA of Fusarium redolens, 1086 nucleotides long. RefSeq lists its product as uncharacterized. The coding region runs from base 460 to 960 and encodes 166 amino acids. The transcript is spliced from 3 exons. NCBI's taxonomy places the organism in Eukaryota, Fungi, Ascomycota, Sordariomycetes, Hypocreales, Nectriaceae. The record is from RefSeq and is a predicted model, not a curated record.